Molecule: messenger RNA, 647 nt
Organism: Bradysia coprophila
Lineage: Eukaryota; Metazoa; Arthropoda; Insecta; Diptera; Sciaridae
Product: TP53-regulated inhibitor of apoptosis 1-like
Biological process (GO): phospholipid translocation
Cellular component (GO): mitochondrial intermembrane space; nucleus; cytosol
Molecular function (GO): phosphatidic acid transfer activity
Source: RefSeq, a predicted model, not a curated record
AACUCAGCUGAUGAAAUUGUUUCAGCAAUAAAAUUGUGUUUUGCAUCACACAUUUUCUUUCCAUUCAAUUGUAACUGAAGUGAAUUAAAAAUCGAAAACAAAAUCGAUCAACUCGAACUGGUUACACCAAAUCAACCGGAUAAAUAACUCAGAGCCACUUUUGUGUUCGUACAUACCAUGAACAGCAUCGGCGAAAAUUGCAACGAACUGAAGAAGCAAUACGACACCUGCUUCAAUUCAUGGUUUGCGGAAAAGUUUCUGAGAGGAAAAACGGACGAUACGAUGUGUGCACCUCUAUUCAAAAUCUACCAGCAGUGCGUUAAGGAUGCUAUGCGAGAUCAGAACAUCGAGUUCAAGGAAAUCGAUUCGGAUCACUUAGGAUCGGAUAAGGAAUACAAAGCGCCACCAUCAAGCUGACCGAUUCCAUGCUGGGCUCUUCAAUAAACCGUUUUAAGUUAAAGACUUUAGUGUUUGAUGUGUUGCGAACCGAAGUGAAACUUCAGCAGUUCACAAUAUUGGAUAUUAAUAGUAGUCGUUGUAUGCAAAGUGUUUAAUUGCCAUUCCAGUGCGAAGAAGGGAAAAAUGGAAUUUUUUGUUGUUGAUGGAAGACAAAGUGGUGUAGCCGCAAAUUAUAAAUAGAAAAAAAA